GUGUGUCUGAGUCACUGCAAACACAUGACACAGGAGAUACCCUGACCUAUUCCUGUGCCAAUGACUGAAGUGUAAGUCACCUGAGUAACUGCCUUCAGCAGCAGAGGAGGCGAGGGCUGAGUUCUGGAAAUGGCAAAUAAAAUUUGUACGUGCACCAAAAAUCCGGCUACAAGUGCUUUCUAUCGCUGAGAUCUCACUCUUGGUUUCAGUGCUAACAAAAACAUCACAGAAUACUAACAGAAAUAUGGAUUUUUUCCAAAGAGCGCCGCCAUUUCUAAUCCAGCUACAGAAUAUUUUGCGAAAAUACCCAGAUGGAGGCCAAAUUCUUAAAGAACUGAUACAGAAUGCGGACGACGCUAAAGCAAGUGAAGUCAUUUUUAUUUAUGAUGAAAGGGAAUAUGGAACAGAGACCUUACACUCAAGUGACCUUCAUGUCAUCCAAGGUCCGUCUCUCCUGGCUUACAACAAUGAGACGUUUACUGAACGUGACUGGGAAGGAAUACAGAAACCGGGAGACAGCAUUAAGAGAAAAGACCCCAACACUGUUGGCCGGUUUGGACUGGGGUUUAACUCUGUAUAUCACAUUACAGACCAUCCAACCAUCUUCAGUGGGAAAUAUCUUGGGAUCCUGGAUCCACAGGAAAAGAUUCUUCAAAGAGGAGGAUGUUUGUGGAACAUUGAGAGAGGACGGAAAUGUGUAGAAGAAUUCAAAGACCAGUUUCAACCAUUCCAACUGGCAUUGGAAGCCCUUGAUGAAGGUUGUUGGGAGGACAUUCUCAAUUCUGGCUAUUUCAAUGGGACUCUUUUUCGCUUCCCUCUUCGACUAUGUCCUUCUGAAAUAUCUGAUAAUAUCUAUAGUACAGACAGGGUUCAAGAACUCUUUGAGUCUUUCAUGAAGGAUGCUAGCAUUAGCCUUCUUUUCCUUCGACAUAUUAAAAGUGUAUCGUUAAAGAAAAUUGACAGAGAUGGAGUACUCCUACCUUUGCUCACAGUUAAUGUAUGUACUGAGGAAACAUUUGUGUCAGAGACAGCUGAUCUUAACAUUGAAACACAUUUUAAAGUUACUUCUCUAAAGUGCUAUGGUAAAGCAGAGGAGGAAUGCAAAUGGUUGGUGACGGCUAGCACAGUUCAAGAAAAUCUCUUUCCGGAACUUACAGAGUUAAGUUACAAACUGUGUAACAGGCCUACACUUGACUUGGCGUACCCAUUAUCUAAGCCCUGCAUGGAUUUAUUUGGAGGCCGUUUAAGUUGUGUUCUGCCACUUCCAGACAAAGAGGAAAACAGGACAGGUCUUCCAUGCCUCAUCAAUGGAUGUUUUGACUUAACUGAUGACAGGAGAGGCCUAAAGUGGCUUGAAAUUGAUCAACAGCACGAUGAAGCUGCGAAAUGGAACCAUAUGCUGGUAGAACAGAUAUUGCCUUUACUUUAUAGAUAUGCAAUUAAGAAUGCAGUAUCUUUAGUGAAGCUGUCAAAACUGUCAGCAGAGAUGGCAUACAACAUUUGGCCAGAUCCAGAGAUGACCGCACAUAAGGGCAGAUGGCAUGAUCUUGUAAAAGAGUUGGCCCUUUUGCUGGUGAAAGAGAGCGUAUUUCAGACAAUUGACGAAACCCAGUGGAUAAAUGCAGCGCAAGCUGUAUUUUUGCAAAUUGAAAAUGGUGAAACCUGUGAUUUAUUAGAGGAACUGCUUCUGCUGCUGAAUGUUCCACUUGUUAAAGUUCCUGAACAUGUCUACUCAACGAUUCAGUUGGCUAAGAGCAGCAUGGCAAGAUUUAAUAUUGUGUCUCCAGGCCUUGUAAGAAAAUUCUUGCAUAUGGAUGAUUGGCUUGUCUUUUCAAAUGAAAAAAAACUGUUGCUUCUCAAGUAUGUUAUCAGUGAUGGACUUCACAGUGAGCUACUGAACCUUCAACUGCUGCCGUUAUCUGAUGGCACAUUCACCAGCUUCCAAAACACAGAGAGUAAUGGAAUGGUUUACAUAGACAAUGACGAGUUUCCAAGAAUGUUAUUACCUGGACUUGCACAUAGAUUUAUUCCAAAGGAUCUACCUGAUGAUUUAUUUUUGUUCUUUACAGAACUUGGAAGAAUGAGAGCUUUCAAGAAUCUUCUGUGUUUGGAUAAAGAACUGAUAUGCAGGAAACUAUGUGAAGCCCUUCCUCAGAGAUGGAGUAACAGUUCUGACACCAUCAGUUGGCAUCCAGGGGAUUUGGAUAAUCCACCAAUGGAAUGGAUUUCCACAAUAUGGUCCUUUCUCCAACGAUAUGACCACAUAUUACAUUUGUUUGAGAACCAACCAAUUGUGCCACUGAAUAGAAUUACUGAAAGUUCAUCUGACAUUCAGCUUGCACGGCUGAAGAAAGAUACAGCAUUGUUUUAUCAAAACUGCGAUGGACACAACUUGGCUGACUGCAUUACUGUGCUAUUGGAGAAAGCUGGUUGCACGAUAAUACGACACAAGUACUCUUUGCUGUGGCACAAAGACUUACACCUUUACGUCUUGGUUCCUACACCAAAUAAUGUUCUACAAGCAUUUUCCCAUUUGAACCUAAACCAGAUUCUGGAAAUCCUUAAGAAUGCGUCAAAAAAAAAUGUAAGGAGGCUUGCAAACUUCUUUUCUCAAGCAUUAGCUUUCACAUCCUCUGAACUGAAUUGUUUGUACAAACUACCAAUUUUUUGCACUGCUCCCUGUAUUACACCACCUGACUCUGAAUUGGUGGCUGCAGGCCACUUACGUGCAAUAGACCGUAGCACAACCCCAGCUGUGCUGGAAACCUUGGUGCUCCCAAAUAUUGUUAUAACGAGCCGCGAUGAAUCGGACCAAAGACUACUACAGCUGAUGAACAUUACAUUACUAAGAGCAGCUGAUUUGGCUUUACUGAUUGUAAGAGCAAUUGAAAAUGGCACUUAUACUCGUUAUCCGGACGAAGCACAGAAUGCAAUGGUGUGGAUUUUGCGGAAUGGAUACGUGCUUUUUAAUCAGAAUGACCAACUGAAACUGAUGUGCAAAAGUCUUAAUUUCAUACCCUGCCAUGGAAAACUUAACCAACCAUGUGUUCUUUAUGACCCUACAAUAGAUAUAUUGAAAGAGUUGUUUGAGUCAGAAAAAUUUCCCCCUGAUAACUAUCAUGAGGAUUCGAUAUUGCUGUCGUUAAGACUCUUGGGGUUGCAGGAUUCCAUACAUAAAAUUAAACCGGAUGAUGUUUUAGAAAUUGCUGAGAGAUUAAGCCAAGCUGAAGACUGUGUUACAUCAUUACAAAAAGCUGAAGCUCUGGUUAAGGUUUGCAAUGAUACUAUGGUAUUAUCUCAGUUUAACAAACACAAUUUAGGAAAAGUCUGCAGCCUUUCCUGGGUCCCAGUCAACACGAACAACCCACAGACUAUAUUACGUGAGCCAGAAAAUCUGAGAAAUAUGAUGUACCGCAACAUAGUGGAGUUUUCAAUGUCCAUAACAAACUGCUUUAAUGAAAAAGCAAGUGCCAUUCUCGGCUUAAGUCUCCCGCCACCUCCUGAAAAAGUUGUGGAAAAUCUUCAAGCAAUCAGUAUUUGCUAUAAGGAAAUGGACCAAUACUCCUUGUAUAGAAGACUCCAUGACAUUUACAAGUACAUGCAAGAUCAUAUUAACCAGUUUUAUGAUAUUCUCGAAGAAAUCAUGAUUUGGAAUGGAGAGAGUUUUUCUUACCCAACUGAGGUUGUUUUAUCCUAUCCUGAAGGCUUGGAUCUAAGUUCCAGUGUGAAGAAAGUACAAUCAGAUUUCUUAAUUUACAAAGACCUUUUUGCCAGAUGUGGUGUUAACAGCACAUUGCCAGAAGAUGAAGUGAUUCAAAUACUACAUGCAUUAAAACAUCGUCUAGAUAGUGGAUGCUCUGAUUCUGGAACUUCCAAAGACCUGAAGCUUGCAGUAUCUAUCCUGGACUGGAUGAAAACCAAUUCUGUACCUGGAACAGAUGAUCUCCCCAUUCCAGUACAACUUGGUAGUACUGGAUUUAGCCUUCAAUCGCUCUCUGAUACCCUGUAUUGUGACAUGGAAAAUAAAUGUCUCACCGCUACUUCUACUGACCGCUAUAUAGUACAUGAAGACAUCUCUGUGGCAACAGCCAGAUAUUUAAAUAUUCAGCUUUUGAGCACCAGUAUAUUAAACCCAGAGUAUUUUGAACUAUGGGGACCAUCUGAACCAGUGACUCUUCGAAUUAAAAAUAUCCUUAGAGAAUACAGCGAACAUGUAGAACUCUUCAAAGAAAUUAUACAGAAUGCAGAUGAUGCAGAAGCCACAGUCUGCUAUUUCCUGGUGGACAUGAGACAGAACUCUGAGAGCCGACACAGUCUAAUAGACCCCGGCAUGGCCAGGUGUCAUGGGCCAGCACUGUGGUCUUACAAUAACAGUAAAUUCACAGACCUGGAUUUUAUAAAUAUUACUCGUAUUGGAGCAGCCACGAAGGAAACUCAAAAGCACAAAAUUGGUAAAUUUGGACUGGGAUUUAACACUGUGUACCAUAUUACAGAUGUGCCUUCCAUUAUGAGUGGGUCAAAAAUUCUCAUAUUCGACCCAAAUGUGAACCACUUGCAGAAACAUAUUACAAGUAAUAACCCAGGAAUCAAGUUGGAUCUACAAAAAAAUCCAGAAGUCCUUGAAAAAUUUUCUGACCAGUUUCAGCCAUACUCCAGUGUAUUUGGUUGCAAGCUUACGCAACCGUUUUACUUUGACGGGACUCUCUUUCGCCUACCAUUCCGGACAGAGGAAGAAGCUGGGGACUCCGACAUCUGUCACCAAGCAUUCAGUGGAGAACAAAUCAACAUCUUUAUGAAAGAUUUUGAAGGAUCCACAGAUACCCUUGUCUUCUUGAAAAAUGUAAAAGAAUUACAUUUACGUUGUAUUAACAAUAGUUCUGGUCUAGAACUCCCGUUGACGAGAGUUCACCUUCAAAAGGAAAAAGUGCAAAGACUGGCUAUGUCUCAAAAUGCUAUAUUACAACAAGAACAAGUUAUUGUGUCUGAAUACUUAGGUGUGUAUACAAGUGGCUUGGAUAUUAAUAGCUCAAACAUCAUAAAAAUUGUUGGGCAGCAAAUAUCAAGUGAUGAAAAAUACUACCUAACGCAGUCUAGCCUUGGGAUUCAAGAAUCAUUUAAAAUGUUCAUGGAAGACCAAGAAAAAUUUUCACUACCAGUUGGUGGAGCUGCUUUCCCUCUAAAGAAAAAUGAGAAUACUGGAAAAUGGAUUCCUGAUUUAGUCGACUUUAAUGGGACUGUGUUCUGUUUCCUCCCUCUUCCGGUUUCCUCCGGCCUGCCUUUUCACAUCAAUGGAAGUUUUUCAGUUAUGUCAAACCGUAAGAGCUUAUGGGAUACAACGGUAAAGGGUGAGUGGAAUAAGAAAUUACUCUCUGAUGCUGUACUAGUGGCUGUCCUAACUGCACUAUCGCAGUUAGAAAGACUAAAUCAGAAUGGUAACAUACAGGACUUCUGCUAUCAUACAUUUUGGCCAGAUGUCACAAAAGUCAACACUCAUUUCACGGAAGUGGUGAAAAGCUUUUAUCACGCGAUCGCCUUCGGAUUUGAAAAUUCCUUGCCUGCUCUCUUUAGCAAUGGCCAUGAGUGUUGCACCAUAAAGCAUGCUUGCUUUCUAGAACUGGACAGUAUUAGGGAUGAGACCAUUCAAUACCUUGCUAAAAAAUUGUUUACCCAAUUUCUAAAAAAGCCAUACUUGGCUAUAGACUUUCCAGGAUGGGUAAAGAACAGCUUCCGUGUGAGUAACUGUGCCAAGGGGCUAGAGAAUAACUUAUACAAUCAUGUAAGAUUCUACAGGGAAAUAAUAUUUGAAAACCUGGACUCUUUAGACGCAGAAGACAGAAAUACCCUAGUACUACAUGCCAUUGACCUACAAACACCACCACUGGACAAUUUACUUGUGUCAAAACCUUGCAUUCCAACAUCUUCACAUGGCAAAUUACAGUUUAUUGCAAAGCUGGUGCAUCCACUGGGAAAAGUGUCAGCACUGUAUGACCCUGAAGAAGGAUGUUUUCCUGAAGGAGCGGAGUUUCUUAAACCAGAGAGAUUACACCGUUUACAGACUCUGGGUAUGCUGAAGGAUGAAUUGCCUAUGAAAGAACUCCUGAUGAGAGCCUGCAAGAUAAAAGCUGUAUGGGAGCAUGACAGAGACAAGGCUUUAAAACAAAUUGGUUGCAUAUUGGAACUGCUAAAUGAUCUACUUCAACAAAAUCUUGUAGAAAUACAAAAGCAAGACUUCCAAGACCUUACGUUUCUUCCUGCAGUGCCACCUCAAAGCAUCACUGCCCAGUUGAAAGAUCUAAUGUUAACAAAAUCAACAGACCUUUAUCAUUACAAGCAUAAGGCUCUUGUCUGCAUGGUUAAACCAGUACUAAGCGAAGAACAUUUGGGAAGCAUUAAGUUGAUUGGUUCUGUAUGGUCUUUUUUAGGCAUGGAUCAUCCUCCUUCUGUCCAAAUUGUGAUUUCUCAACUUCAGCAAGUUUGCACUGUACAAAAUGUGUUGAACCCACAAGAAACUUUUCAAAUUGUACUGCAAUGCUAUAAUUAUUUGAAUAAACUACUUGAAAAGAAACCAAACUACACUGGCUACAUUAAGGAGAAAUUAUCUUGUCUCUCUUUUAUCUACGUCGACAGUGAUUUUGUACCGUUGAAUGUGGUGGCUCACAAACUUACGUUUGAUGCGUUUCCUUAUUUGCAUCAACUGCCAAAACCUUUUGAAGCAUUUCGGAAACUAUGGGAUUGUGUUGGAAUACGUACAGAAUUUUCAUUUAAACAUUACAUUUCUGCCCUUGAAAAGAUGGCUAUGAAGCAUAGAGGAAUCCCGCUUUCGCAAAAUGAACUCAGAGUGGCAUUAAACUUAAUUAAUAGCUUAUACGAGAUAACUGAUGUUGAUCUAAGCAGUUCAGUUUAUACACCGCACAUUUUUGUGCCAGACAAACAAUGUAUAUUACGUCAUGUGGACAAAAUCUUUUACAAUGACACUCCGUGGCUUCCCUGUGAGGAAGAAGUAAAUUUUUGCCAUGAUCAGAUUCCUCGAGCUGUGCUAUCCUUGGGAGUCAAAACAAAACGUCACCGUACACUUCAAAAAUUAAAAAUUUCUAACCUUUUUAAAUGGGUUUCCGAAUUUGGUGCAAAGGAAGACCUUACCACACGCAUCAAGAACAUUAUAAAGGAGUACUCUUCGAAAAAAGAUAUACUGAAGGAACUUAUUCAGAAUGCAGAUGAUGCUAAAGCUACUGAAAUUCAUUUUGUACUGGACUGCAGAACACAUGCAAGAAGAAACACAUUUGGAAAUGAAUGGCACCCGCUACAAGGACCAGCUCUUUGUGUUUACAACAACCAAAAAUUUGAUACCAAAGAUAUUGAUGGAAUUCAACAGCUAGGUGUAGGUGGCAAGCAGGAUAACUUGGAUAAGACUGGAAAGUUUGGGCUUGGCUUUAAUUCGGUAUACCACAUAACAGACUGUCCUUCUUUUGUGACUGGUGAUACCAUCAUGUGUGUCUUUGACCCUAACCAAAUGUUUUUGGAAACUGCUGAUGAUAAUAGCCCAGGUGGGAUGUUCAAUGUGAAUAAUGAAUUCAGGAACACCUUUCAGGAUGUGUAUAACACUUUUCUACCUUCUGUGUUCAACCUGCAAGAGGGCACAAUUUUCCGUUUACCACUAAGGAUGGCAGAGACGGUGUCAAAGUCCAAAAUCAGUAACCAAACUUCAUCUUUGCAGGACAUAAGAAGUAUGUGUGAGGAUUUAGAUAAAGAUGCAGACAGCUUGCUUCUGUUCUUAAAUAACAUCAGAAACAUUACUUUUUCUGAAGUUUCAAACACUGGACAUAUUAAACAGGUCCUCUCUAUUAAAACAAAAAUAGACGAUAUUCAUGAGAAAGCAUUAUCUUCUUUCCAAGAAAGGUUUAGCAAAGUUGCUGAGAAUAGAGGACUUUUGGCUGAGGCUUCACCAUUGAGAGUAUCUUUCGAUGUGGAAAUAACACACAGCAGAUCAGAGACUGCAACCCGCUGGCUUGUAGUUAGGCAGCUGGGCAUGGAAGGCAUUGGCAGCAUGGCUACUUUAAAGAAAAUCUCAGAUCGUUUACAUCAAGCUCUUAUUCCUCAUGGCUCUAUAGCGGCAUGCCUCACUGAUUCAAUAAAAGGAAGGGCUUUCUGUACUUUGCCGCUUCCUGUAGAAACCGGUCUCCCUGUACACAUCAAUGCAAAUUUUAUUGUGGACAUGGCGCGUAGAGACAUCUCCAAAGAAGAUGGUGAUAGCCCGAAGACUGCUUGGAACAUGUUUCUUCUCUCAAGUGUUACAGCACCGCUGUAUUGCUGUCUUCUAGAGUGCCUGCGUGAAAAGAUGAUUCCGCAUAAACCAUGUAUUUUUAAAAGUUUUGAUUCUUGCAAGCUAUAUCUUGAUCGUUUCUUACAUUUUUUUCCUACAGUUACAAAAUCUCUGUCACCUCACUGGCACAUAGCAGUUCAUACAGUCUACUUGACUAUCUCAAAAAACAACAAACAAGUAAUUCCGGUUUACAAGGUACAUGAAAACAAACAGAAAUUUGGCAAAGAUACUGUGUCUGUUCAGUGGUCAAACAUUGGGCAAGUCUCCAUCGCUGAAGAACCAUUCUUUUUCAUCCCGGGCAAAAUUGAAGCUAUUGAAAAAAUACUUCAUAAUAUCAACAUGCGAUUAGCUUAUGGAGGUCACGAAAACUUUCUGGGUGAAGCUUUUAAAGCAGCUGCUGUAAAUGUACUUGAAUUAAGCCCCCAAACCCUGUGUGAUUACUUGAGACAAAUUCAACUAUUUCCCCGAGGUGAUACCCUACCUGCUCCUGUCUCCAUGUCUCUUCUCCGAGAUGAAAAAAGUUGUAAAUUUCUUCUAAACUAUUGUCUGGAGCUUUGUUCCAAAAAAGAGACAUUGGAUCUGCAGGGCGUUCCUCUGCUAGUUACAGUGGAUGGAAUGCUUAACAAUUUAGAUAAGCAUAAUCCAAAAUUUGCUUCAGAAUUCCACCCCCUUUUCCCAGAUGAAAGUAGCCAGUUUGCGAAAGACAUAAUCCUUUAUAGAAACAAUCUUGUAAAAGAAGGUUUCUACAGAGACUUAACUGUUGAGAAUUCUGCCGUUUUAGUCAAGAAUCACCUUGGUCCGAUACAUGAAAUAACGUCUACAACAAAUGGAUCUGGCCUUUUACUUCCACAAGACAAAGUGGACUGGUUUAAAAUGCUAUGGAGUUUUUUUAAAAGUGAAAUACAAAAGCAGAAAGCAGAAAAUCAAGAGGAGCUAUUUAUUGGAAUUAUUUCUCUGUAUUAUCACUGGGCAAUUGUACCUGUCUGUUUUAAAAAAGACUCUAAAACAAGCAUCCUUUCUCCUUCUCAUUUUAGGAACAUUUGCUCUUCAGUCUUCAAUUACUUUGGCAAGUACUUGUUCAAAUUGGGAUUCCCUAAAUUAGAAUUGAGUGUAUUUCCUGAGGAAAUUAUUAGCUGCAUAAGGAGUCAACUGUUGGAUACGGAAAAUGUUGAAGUGGUGAUCAAACAACUGAAUUCUAGAAGUGAUCUUCACUGGGAAUUAAUGGAAAACUUUGAGCUUGAUAUGCUUUUGUGGAAUAUCUUAUCAAAGUUAGCAUCCCACAAAAACCGAAAGUCUCUUAUGCAAAUGAUCCAAUCUUUACCAUUAUUUGAAAACCAUCAAGGCAAGAGAAAAUGCUUAACUGUAUAUCAAAACAAGUAUAUUCUUGACACAGCGUUUGUCCUGAACUCUCUUAACCUCUCUGAAAUAGACCCUCAAACAAUAUUUCUUAAAAAUACUCCUCUUAACAAGGAGGUUGGUAAAUACAUGGGUAUUCCAUUAAUCAAUGACUUGGCGUUACUUACAGAUUUCCUCCUCCGUCACCUUGCAUCCCUUAGUGACAAUCAAUUACUAGACGUUCUCAGUUUGGCUUUGGAAGUGCAACAUUUGGAAGCUUUCAGAAAAAAAGAAGACUAUAUUUUAACUACCCUAAAAUCUGUAAGAUUAAUCAGAGACAAACAGGGAGUACUUCAACAGGCAUCACACUUUUAUGAUAAGACUGUGGCGAUAUUUUCAACACUUGAACUCCAGGAAUGGUUUAUCCCUGAUAAUUUAUCAAAGAUAUUUGAAAAGAUGCAAUCUCAAUUCUACUCUCUCAUGAGAAAACUUGGGAUGAAGUGCUCACUUUCAGAAGCUGAUUUUAUAAGAUUUGCAACAAUGAUUCAAAAGGAUUCAAAAGGGACACACAAUUUAAAAUCACUAAUUCCCAAGGCUAAGGCAUUGUUUAAAUAUUUGCUAGCUAUGAAUGUAGAGGAACUCAGCAGUGGGUUUGCAGCUGAGGUAGGAAACAUCUCCUUUGUCAUUCCUUCUGAUGUCAAAUCUCAUUUAAAAGCGCUUCACCCUUCAUAUACCGAGAAUGUCAACACAGUGGCACUUCAUGGGUCUCUACUAGCACCAGAGUGUUAUGAGCCAUUGGUUUGGACAUCCAUGUCCCGAAUAAAAAACGAUUCAAAAUGUAGCAAGAAAAUGCAGACAUUUCUGAGACAAUGUGGAGUUCAUCAUGAGCCACCUAUUGAACAGGUAAUUGAGAAUGUGAAAAAUGUGUGUAAAUCUCAAUGUGAUAGCAAAGAGUUACAAGAAAUUAGAUGUCAUGUCUUAAAAGAAAUGUAUAAUUUUCUUCAAAAAAAAGGGCCAGAUAUUGACAUUACUCCUCUAGAGAAUGUACCUUUCAUUUUAGUAGAUGACUGUAGAAAUAUUGCAGAGAAAAAGCAAGUUGUUUUUAGUCUUCAGUGGGAAAAUAAUCUCCAGCCAUACCUGUACAAGCUGCCUCCUUUGCUUGCAUGUUAUAGUGCUCUCUUCCAAAAAGUGGGAGUUGAAGCUGAGCCUUCUGUGUUUCACUUUGCAAAUGUUCUUUCAACAAUUUAUAAAGAGACAUUAGACAAAAAGUCUUUGCACGCCAAUCUCAUAAAGACCGUCUCUGAAGCUAUACAUCAGCUCUUCAAACUUGUAGAGAUCAAAAAAGCAAAAAAUCUCCAAAACCUCAAAACUCUUUAUCUGCUAGCCACUGAUGGCAAACUCUACGAGUCCUCUAGUCUGGUCCUAAAUGACUGCCGUUCCAGGAUUACAACAGGCAAAUUAAAGCAUAUAUUUAAGUUUGUAAACGAUUGGUCAUGUGACCUUUACACACUACAAAAUCUCAUGAAAUGUUUACCUGUGGAUAUUCGUCCAAGAAUGCUUUCUGAUAUUACUGAUGAGUUUCUUGAUGUCAACUUACUAAAGCUUUGUACAUAUGGUGAAGACUGUCUACUUAAAAGAAGGUUAACAGAAAUACUUCUUUCUUUAGUAUUUCAAGAUGGUCUAAUUUGCCUUCUACGACACCAGAGCAGUGGAAAAAUGACACAGGAGGAGGCUACAAAGAAGUGUGGUAUCAUUUUUGGAAAGUUAGAGAUAAUUUGUUGCCUUGAAAUAAAGACUUUUCUUAUGUAUGAAGAUAAACCAUUGGAUGGCACUCAGAUGCUAAAAACAGUUGACAUAAAGUGCAAGGAAAGCUGUUGUAAACUUUAUCUUGAACAUAGUGAAUCAAUGGUGGCCAGAAAGGCUAUGAAAGUGGCAGAUGCUCUUGCAAAACAAAUCAAUAUCCUAAUGGAAAAUGUUUUAACACAUAAUUCUGUACAAAUUGUCAGGGAAAUGCUGACCUGCGAAGAUGCUAAUGAAAUAAUUGAAGUGCUGAAAGAGCAUAACUUACAGAGCUAUAACACUGGAAACGCAAAUGCUUUUUCAUUGCCAAAUGCUGGAGAAAAAAUUCCCAGUGAAUGGUAUGAUUGUUUAGACAUGAGCAUUUUGAAUACUUUCAAAGUAGAUGACUAUGUGGGCUACCUGGAUCCUUUAAACAAAUCCUACUUAUAUGCUAUAAUCAUUGAAGAACUGGACAAUCUGAAAUUUGAAGGCUGUGAAAUGCAAAUGUAUCGCAUAAACAUCGGUCAAGAUAAAAUGGUUGAUGUUAGUGUGUUUGAUUUGUAUCAUUUCAAAAGGUCUGUGAGCCAAAGUAUGAAAACUCUUGUUUUGCACGAGAAUCCACAACCUCAAGAAGAAAUUCCUGAAAAAUGGCAUACAUCAUCCAUGGAAGAAAUUAAAAAAGAAAUUGAUCUACAGUUAAGCAAAAUAUGGGGAUUACCUACAGUUGAACGGAUGAAAGCAAUAAGACGGCUCUAUCUAAAGUACCAUCCAGACAAAAACAUUGGCCAAGAGGACAUAUCAACAGAUAUAUUCAAAUAUCUUCAGCAAAGAAUCAAAGUAUUGGAAUCUGGUGGGAAAUUGAGCCAUUGCCACAAGUCAACCAAUCAUUCUGGUACUUCCAGCAGCUCUUCUAAGUUUUGGGCAAACUGGGACGAAGAAGCUUUCCAACACAAACAAAAUCGUGAACGCUUUUCACAUAGAACCAGAUAUAAUUAUGAUUUUUGGGGAUACCACAGCAAUCCUACUAGACCAAAUCCUCCAGAGGCUGAGCGAUGGUUGAGGCAAGCCAUGUGUGAUAUGAAGGCUGCAGAACAUGAUGUUGGCCAUCACCACACAGAAUGGGUGUUUUACAAAGUACAUCAAGCUGUAGAAAAGGCUUUAUUUGCAGCACAGUAUAUGAAGUCUGGAAAAACUGACAAGGGUUGUGGUAUAGUCUCUUUAGCGGAAAAGGUAUCCCACUACUGUAGCAGUCUGCACAGCAUUGGUAAGCACGUGUUACAAAUGGAAAUACAUGGGGUAGAUAAGCAAAAAACACAAUACCCUAAUUACCACACUCCACCCGGCAUUCCCAAUAAUAGAUGUGCCUCUGAUCUAGAAAAAACUAUUAUUACUCUAGCUAGGAAUGUCCUACAGAAAAUAGAACUCUAUGUCCUCAAAUGAGAAGUGCUCAAAAUGCACCGUGCUUCAUGGCUCCAAGUGAUGGCAUUACAAUCUUUACUACAUUUCACUGUUGUAAUUACUCUGUAGUUUUCUAUUGUUAUUGAGAAUAGAAUCCUAAAAGGAAUGUUCAUAUUUUGCCUUGUGGUGGUAUUGUACUACGCACUACUAAUUUAGCAAAUGUAUAAGUAUAUUAUAUUUUAUUAAAGCAAGCACAAUAUGAAAAUAGUUCUAUACUGUUAUUUAUUUUUCUCAUUGACUGUCUAGGUAAUAAUAAUUUUCCAAAAUAAUUUGCAAUAAAAUGUGUUAUGCAUACAUACUGUAUGUGGUGUUUUUUAGCCUUAUUUCAGUGCACCCUGAUAGACCAGUUUAUUAUUGCUCAGCUGUCUUGGCAUAUAUUUUUUUCAAUAAAGGUAAUGUUUUUUUGUU
Molecule: messenger RNA, 13300 nt
Organism: Pseudophryne corroboree (corroboree frog)
Lineage: Eukaryota; Metazoa; Chordata; Amphibia; Anura; Myobatrachidae
Product: sacsin-like
Exons: 9
Coding region: 245-12874 (4209 amino acids)
Source: RefSeq, a predicted model, not a curated record